UGGUUUAGCCCGGUUGCCUAGGAGACCGAGAGACACUCCGGAGGUGCAGCGGGCGAGCCGAGGCUAUGGCCACGUUAGCCAGGCUGCAAGCCCGGUCGAAGAGUUUAGCCCAGCAGUACUACUACCGGAACAGUGUUGUGGAUAUAUUUCGAAAAAAGGAGAAUGAUGCAGCAAUUAAAAUCCAGAGCUGGUUUCGAGGAUGUCAAGUUCGAGCAUAUAUCAGGUAUUUACACAGAGCAGCAACAAUUAUUCAGAAACAAUGGAGAGGUUACUUAGGCAGACAACAAUAUCAAGUAAUUGUGAAGUUAGCGUAUUACACUAUGAAGAUGAAUCUCUACAAUGCAAUGGCUGUCAGGAUUCAGAGGCGAUGGCGGGGGUAUAAGAUUCGGAAAUACUGCUUUAAUUAUUAUUAUUUGAAGGAGUACCUGAAAGCUGUUUCUGAGACCAAUGAUGCGAUUAGGGAGGCCCUGGAGGAGUUUGCAGAGAUGAAAGAAAGGGAAGAGAAGAAGGCAGACCUCGAAAGGGAGGAGAAAGAAAGAGAUUACCAGGCUCGAAAGAUGCAUCACCUCCUCAGCACAAAGCAGAUUCCAGGAAUAUAUAAUUCACCGUUCAGAAAAGAUCCUGACCCAUGGGAGCUGAGGCUCCAGAAGGCGAAGCCUCUAACGCACCGAGGCCCUAACCUGAAGCGGAAGCCCUGCGUCAGCCUCAGCAACUGGCUGGCCUGCACCAGCGCCCGGUCCUUUCCUCGGUCUGGAAUUCUGCCCCCUAUUGACCGGAAACGCUGUCAGGGACCAUUCCGCGACAUCUCGGAAGUAUUGGAACAGCGCUACAAGCCUCUGGAACCGACACUGCGAGUGGCAGAACCCAUCGAUGGGCUAACCGAGGCCAGAGCACAGCUCCAGAAGCAGGAAAGUGCGCGAAAUGUGAAUGACAAUAUGUUUUUGCCAUUUUCUUCCUACCAUAAAAACAAAAAAUACGUCCCAACAAUGCAUUUAUCAAGCAAAUAUGGUCCUGAUGCUUAUGGAACUCAACAUUUCCGAGAUGAAAAUCCUAAGAGAUGGAUCUGUAACAAGGAUUUCCAAACUGUAUUGCCGUCAUUUGAUCUCUUCUCAAAGUAUGGCAAAAUGUAUUCAAAAGCCGGACAAAUUGUAUAAAGGUUCAAGAACUUCAUGCUCAAUUUGUCUCUACCAUUCCCUCUCCAUGGCAGACAUUGCUAAUCACCAUCUUCAUUUCUACCGACCAGAGCUCAGAAUCCUUCUCUACAGGGUCCCCACACGGCCACUCUUCCAUUGGAACUGGAAUGUGAUGUGCUAAGUCCCUUCAUUGUGCCCAACUCUUUGCAACCCCAUGGGCUGAGGAGAUUCCAGGCUCCUUUGUCCAUGGGGUUAUCCCAGCGAGAAUACUGGAGUGGGUUGCCAUUUCCUCCUCCAGGGGAUCUUCCCUACCCAGGGAUCGAACCCAUGUCUCCUGCAUUGGCAGGCAGAAUCUUUACCAGCCUUUGGAAUGUGAAUUGAACCGUGAAUUUAACCCUAUUUGUUAUUGUUGGGAUUUUGGUUUCAAUAUGAUAAAAUUCAGUGAAGAGGAAGGUGGAGAGUGGAUUAAAGCUCUUUAAUAAUUUGAACAUGCUCUAGUUUGGGUACUGGUCCAAGGUUGAUGUCAGUGUUUCCUUCGAAUUAAAUUAAAGAAUUACAUAGGAUGUCAACCAUGCCCUUGAUGAUGCAGAUUCCAUUAAAAAUAACUGUUUCUGAGCAGAUCAUUGGAAGCAAAAUACCCAUAUUUGGCAAGAAUCUCGGUGCUAGAUUAUUAAGAGAACAAGGCAGUAAAAGUGAAUGACUGAGUGGUAUCUGUAAACAUUAUGUCAGAACUUUUGUUUGGCUUAGUUUAAGAAAGGAUUAAUUAGUUUCUAUUCAUUUUUAUUCAAGUCCAUAUAUUUCACAGCUUGUGUCAAACACCUCCAAUCCAGAAUAUCCUCCCUUGACAGCUAUAUAUGCUUUCUGUUCACAGCAGGUUUCAUUUAGGAGAGCUAUUUCUUUAUGAAAUACUGAAAGGAGGUUUUUAGAAGAAAAUAUUGCUUAGAAGCUUAAUCUCCUUUUACACUCAUCGUCACCUUCUGCCAAGAGGACUGGAGAAUGUUCUAUCUUUGUUGCAUGAGAUCAUGCUCAUCUACUGCCAAACUUCAGAGAGGCCACCCAGAGUACAUAUUUCUCCAUCUGUCAGCACCAGGAAGCCUUUGCAAUUUAUGGAUGGAUAAUUAUUAAUACAAGUUUGUGGCUCUUUCUCUGGGUGCAAGUCUCUGGGAAGAAGUUAGGGUGUGAAAAUGGAGGGCCUAUCUGUGAUAAAUCAGCGUUAAACUUGUUAGGUCUUAUUUUUUUAAUAGUCAAGUUGCCUUCAAACAAUAACAAAGUGCUCAGUUUCUCCCCACUUGAUCUAUAUAUUCCAUAUAUGCUUGCUGAUGGCACAGACCAAAUAAACAUCAAGUAUUUCUCCUUAUGGCUAGAAAUCACUAUAACAAGAGUUUGUUUACCUAGAACGAUGGCCCAAAUGCCUUUAUUUAUUAAGAAUGGAAAAACUAUUACGUAAGUAAAUUUUCCAUUGAAAAAAAAAAAAACAAAACAAAACCAAAAACUCCAGGGAGAUAGUUGGCCUGAAAGAAGGCCUUGGUGGCGAAAUGGGUAAGAAUUCUUGAUAAAGAGUCCUGUUGACUCAGAGAAUGUUGGUACCAUGUAAAUCUUGCUGAAGGGCCUGGUUUAGGAGGGAAGAUGAUUAAGUCUGUCAUAAAUUUACUUUGAAGUGAGUGUAUGAUAUGUCAGUGAAAAUGUCCUAUAGAAUGUGAAGUUAUGAAGUGGUGGUUCUGGUGAAAAGUCAGGACCCAAAAUAUAGAUUUAGGCAUCAAUCAGAAUAUAGAUUAAGUCUGAAUCACUGACGGAAUUAGUUCACCAAAGUAGUUAAAAAGGAAGCCUAGGAAUAGAGCAUAGAAGAGAAUGUAAAGGGGAAAAAGUGGAAUAAUGUAGACUGUCACAGAGGCCUAAGAAAAAGAGAGUUCAAAGAGGCCUUUAUCAUCACCUUCAAACACUAUCCAUGAAUAUGAUGUCAGAUGGUUAGAGAGAAUAAGCUUAUUUGCAUUGAUUUUCUUUAUCACUGAUGCUUUCAAUUGCUUCCAGUUUCAUCCAGUAACCAAACCAUUCUCACCGAUUUUUGUAAUGUGCUUCUGUCCAUGGUUAUAAUUCAGCUGUGCUGUGCUGGGCUUCAUUGCUCAGUCAUGUCUGACUCUGUGACUCCAUGGACUGCAGCCCGCCAGGCUCCUCUGUCCAUGGGGAUUCUC
Cervus elaphus (red deer) is the source of this 3322-nucleotide messenger RNA. It is a transcript of the gene SPATA17, whose product is annotated as spermatogenesis associated 17. The record is from RefSeq and is a predicted model, not a curated record. The transcript is spliced from 11 exons. Gene Ontology annotation, molecular function: protein binding. The coding region runs from base 66 to 1154 and encodes 362 amino acids. Gene Ontology annotation, biological process: spindle organization; establishment of meiotic spindle localization; mitotic cell cycle. NCBI's taxonomy places the organism in Eukaryota, Metazoa, Chordata, Mammalia, Artiodactyla, Cervidae. Gene Ontology annotation, cellular component: spindle pole.